AGACUUAAGAGCCCUAAAAGGAGUAGUAUAUACACGCAUGUUAUUUCUUUUCCACCAACAGUAGCCACACAUUCUAUUUCAAUCCACCGGGAACCAAUUUCCCUGAUAUCUCUGUUUUUCUUUUCCUUCUCUGAGAAACUUUCCAUUUAAUCAUAAAAGCUCUCAUGGCAUGGUAAACUCUUGUCUGGGUAAGGCCAAGGCCUAGGAAGAUGACGAGGGAGUGGAAUGCGUGCCAAGAUGAGUUAACGGCUGAAACGCACGGAAACGCAGGGGGUGGGGAGUUUCCCCGUUCCGGAAACGUUCCAACGUUUCCGAGCGCAGGAAACACGCGAUACGCGGAUCUGGGCCGUUUCCCAAUUUUGUAAAUUUUGGAAACGCGUUUCCAAAAUUUUAAACGCAUAUCCGAUCAAUUUUAGGGCCUGCUCAAACGGAACAAUCAAACCUUUUAUCUUCCGCUCUUCGUUCUUCAACCCUAAGGCCUACGAGUACGCAGUCUUCCUUCCAUCCGCAGUCCGCAGAGUUCACCGGCUUCUCCAAAGGGCAAAGCCGCAAAGAUCGUCCACUCGUCCGCAAGCUUCCGUUCAGUGAUGGAGGACAGUGUUAAUAAUACGCCAAUGCCACAAUUUAAAGAGGAUGUAAGUAGUCCUUUGUGGCAAUUUGUUAAAAGACUCCAAAAAACUGGUGAUGGAGGUGGCAAUGUGAAAUGGAUUUGCAACUUUUAUGGUAGCCAAAAACAGGGGACAUACACUAUAGUGAGAGCUCAUUUACUCAAACUGCCUUCAAAAGGGAUUGCUGUAUGUCCAAAGGUUGGGCCGGAGAGCAUUUUAGAUAUCAAAAAGCUUGAAGAAGAUGCUGCAAAGCAAAUUGCUGGUUCACAACCUAAGCGAGUAUCUUUGCCUAGUAGUAGCACGCAAAGCAGCUCAACAUAUUUAUCGAUAAAUGAACCAAGUCGUUUAGAGAUGUUGAAAAGUAGAAGAGUCGAUGACUCGCCCAUUUCCAAAGCUUUUGAUUUGCAAACUAGGAAUCAGCUAGACGAAGAGAUUGUAAGGAUGUUCUUCACCGGAGGUAUUCCUUUCAAUUUUGCAAGAAAUCCAUAUUAUAUUAGCUCAUAUACUUUUGCUGCUAAUCAUAAUUUGGGUGGAUAUAUACCUCCUGGUUAUAAUAAGUUGAGAACUACAUUACUUCAACGGGAGAAAGCACAUGUGAAGAUGUCCUUGCAACCUAUAAAAAGCACUUGGUACGAAAAAGGUGUGACCAUAGUUAGUGACGGAUGGAGUGAUCCACAAAGGAGGCCACUAAUUAAUGUGAUGGUUGUUUGUGAAGCUGGCCCAAUGUUUAUCAAAGUUUUCGAUUGUUCAGGGGAGGUAAAAGAUAAGCAUUUCAUUGCUAAUAUAUUGACAGAUGUUAUUAAUGAGAUUGGUGAUCACAAAGUCAUUCAAGUAAUCACCGAUAAUGCUAGAAAUUGCAAGGCAGCUGGAGAAAUUAUUGAAGGUCUAUUUCUGCAUAAUUAUUGGACUCCUUGUGUUGUUCACACUCUUAACCUUGCCUUAAAGAACAUCUGUGCGGCAAAAUAUGUGUUAACAAAUGCAGAAACGUAUGAAGAGUGUCAUUGGAUCACAGAAGUUCAUGGAGAUGCGGUGCACAUCAAAAAUUUCAUAAUGAACCAUUCCAUGAGGCUUUCUAUGUUCUGCCGAUUUAGCACUUUGAAGUUGCUUUCAGUAGCUGAUACUCGUUUUGCUUCUAUUAUUGUCAUGCUUAAGAGGUUUAAACUUUUGAGACGUGCUUUAGAAGCAAUGGUUUGGAGUGAUGAAUGGGCAGAAUAUCGAGAUGAUGAUCAAGGAAAGGCUAAAUUUGUGCGAGAAAAGAUUUUAGAUGAAGGUUGGUGGGAGAAGGUUGAUUACAUAUUGCAGUUCACUGGGCCUAUGUAUGAUAUGAUUAGAAUUUGUGAUACUGACAAACCAUGCCUCCAUUUGGUUUACGAGAUGUGGGACUCAAUGAUUGAAAAUGUGAGAAUGACUAUCUUUGCGCAUGAAGGAAAAACAUAUGUUGAAUAUUCUCCCUUUUACUAUGUUGUUCAUCACAUUCUAGUUGAACGUUGGACGAAGAACAACACCCCGCUUCAUUGCUUAGCUCAUUCCUUAAAUCCGCGGUAUUAUAGCGAUCAAUGGAUCCAGGAAGGAGUUGGGAUAUCACCUCCACAUAUGGAUAAUGAACUUUCAUUAGAGAGAAAUAAGUGUUUUAGGCGAAUUUUUCCUUCUGAAGAGCGUGUUAAGGCUAUUGAUGAAUAUUCUAAUUUCUCUUUGAAGAUUGGUCCGUUUAGCGACCCAGAUUGUAUUGCUGCUAUGUGUGAUACAGAUCCUAGAAAGUGGUGGGCAGUGUAUGGAUCAGGUGCACAAUUACUCCAAAAAUAGGCAUUUAAAGUGCUUGGACAACCUAGCUCUUCAUCCUGUUGUGAACGAAAUUGGAGUACUUAUUCUUUUAUCCAUUCAUUAAGACGGAACAAAUUAAAUCCGAAGCGUGCAGAAGAUUUGGUGUUCAUUCACAAUAAUCUACGCUUACUUUCAAAAAUUCUGCCCAGUAUGAAGAUGAGAACACUAAGAUGUGGGAUGUUGGUGGGGAUCAAUUUGCAAGCUUGGAAGAUGUUGGUGUUCUUGAGUUUGCAAAUCUAUCACUGGAUGAACUUGAUCUUGAACGUGUCUUUUUUAAUGAAGAUGUUGAUCCCGUGGAAGAUGCCUCCACUACAAUGUGGUUAUCACAUUUGGUGGUAUGAACAUUCCAGAACACAAGGCACACAUGCAGAGCCGUGACUUAUGUAAGGCUGGAGAGGCUUGGGCCUCAGGACCCAAAAGAUUUGUAAAAAUUAGGGGCCCAAAAUUUUAUAUGUAUUAGUAUUAUACAUAUGUAUUUUCUACUUAUUUUUUAUUUUUCCUUUUAGUAUUAUCAAUAUUGCAAUUAUGAAUAUUGCAAUUAUGAAAUUCUGAAAUGCUUUGUUGUUUUUAAUUUAGUGUUAUCAAUAUUGCAAUUAUGAAAUUCUCAAUUCACAUUAAUUAAAUUAAAUGCUUUGUAUUUUAUAGUGAAAAUUACUAAUAUAUAUUGUUAAGGAUUCCACUCAA
Molecule: messenger RNA, 3113 nt
Organism: Cuscuta europaea
Lineage: Eukaryota; Viridiplantae; Streptophyta; Magnoliopsida; Solanales; Convolvulaceae
Source: the annotation of a GenBank genome assembly